Messenger RNA from Aspergillus ochraceoroseus IBT 24754, 823 nucleotides. RefSeq lists its product as uncharacterized. Gene Ontology annotation, molecular function: fluconazole transmembrane transporter activity. NCBI's taxonomy places the organism in Eukaryota, Fungi, Ascomycota, Eurotiomycetes, Eurotiales, Aspergillaceae. The record is from RefSeq and is a predicted model, not a curated record. Bases 24 to 539 code for a protein of 171 amino acids. Gene Ontology annotation, biological process: xenobiotic detoxification by transmembrane export across the plasma membrane. The transcript has a single exon.
CCAUCUUUCGCCUCUAUUGAGAAAUGUUCACUUCUGCCGAACAGGAUGUGUUAUUUGAAGCCCUCGUCCGGCCAUUCCAGCUUUGCUUUUUCGAACCCGUUGUAUUCCUCAUGAACCUAUACAUCUCCUUGAUUUAUGGAAUCCUUUACAUCUGGUUCGAGGCUUUCCCGAUUGUGUUCAGUGAGAUCCACGGCUUUAAUUCGGGUGAAACAGGUCUUGCAUUGCUCAGUAUUCCUGUCUCGACCUGUUGCAUCACCAUCCCACUUUAUUUCUAUUGGAAAUUGAAGUAUCAGGCCAAGUAUUUCGAUGAGAACUGGAACAUCACACCAGAAUACCAACUACCACCGGCUUGUGUUGGAGCCUUCGCCCUCCCUAUUUCCAUGUUCGGGUUCGGCUGGGCGGGUAAUUUCGAAUCCAUCCAUUGGAUUGUCCCCAUUAUUGCAUCCAUGCUGUUCGCAUUCGGAGGUUGCAUGAUCUUCAACAGUAUCUUCGGUAAGCGCAUCCGAAUGGCAAGCAAAUACGCCCGUCAUGAUACCUAAUGCCUUUGACCUCGCGUCAAUUGUUUUUUGUCUUCUGGAUUCAUGCUUGGUUAGGGUAUUCUUCCAAUUUAAUCUUGUCCAUCUAUCGGAUCCCUCUUCGUUAAUCGUCGGUCGAGCCUUGUCAGAAAACACUGUAUUUGGUUAACAUAUCAUCCUCUCUCUCGCGGCUAGGACCAAGUUACCCAAAUACUCACAAGAUGAAUAAAGUAACAGACGGGCUUCAUCAAGCCAACAUACUCCAAGAUCAUAUGAAAUACCGUAGCGGCAGUUAUUUCCAAUUCGUU